AUGCUUCAUUUGCACAAGAAACUAAACUUCUGUUUUGUCAUUCUUCUCUUCGUGGCACUGGCUUCAGUAUAUGCUAGAAAAGGUGCUGAAGUUAGCUUCCAACAGAACUACAAGGUUGUAUGGGGAAACCAUCAUGUCUUCUUUCUGCAACAUGGUAGAGAAGUUCAACUCUCGAUUGAUAAGACUUCAGGGGCCGGCUUCAGAUCAAAAUUGGACUAUGCAUCUGGAUUCUUUCAAAUGAGAAUAAAGAUACCAAACAAGGACUCUAGAGGAGUUGUGACAGCCUUUUAUCUGACUUCAAGGUUGUAUGAACAUAUGGGAGAAAAACAUGACGAGAUCGACUUUGAAUUCCUGGGAAACAAUGGAGAGCCUCAUACGUUGCAAACCAAUAUAUUUGCAAAUGAUGAAGGAGGGAGAGAGCAAAGGCAUAGCCUCUGGUUUGAUCCAACAAUAGAUUUUCAUACAUAUGGAGUCCUUUGGAACCAACAUCAAAUAGUGUUUUACGUGGAUGAAAUACCCAUUAGAGUAUUUAAGAACAACUCCAAGGUAGGAGUGAGUUAUCCAUGGCAAGAAAUGCACGUUACCGGUAGCAUAUGGAAUGGUGAACCAUGGGCAUCUAAUGGGAAGAGAAUUGACUGGAACCAAGCACCCUUCACUGCUCACUUUCAAGGUUUCAACAUUCAUGGCUGCCAAAACCAAAACCCUAGCAAAUAUCUCUGCUAUUCUCCUCGUUUAUGGUGGAAUGAUCACAAACAUUCGGAACUAAACCCUCAACAACGAAAGGCAUACCAAUAUGUCACAGAGAAACAUUUGGUCUAUGACUACUGUUCUGACAGAGGACAAUUGCAUAAAGAAUGUCAAAUUAAUUAG
Messenger RNA from Sphenostylis stenocarpa, 870 nucleotides. NCBI's taxonomy places the organism in Eukaryota, Viridiplantae, Streptophyta, Magnoliopsida, Fabales, Fabaceae. The record is from the annotation of a GenBank genome assembly.